Molecule: messenger RNA, 2031 nt
Organism: Aptenodytes forsteri (emperor penguin)
Lineage: Eukaryota; Metazoa; Chordata; Aves; Sphenisciformes; Spheniscidae
Gene: CARD8
Product: caspase recruitment domain family member 8
Exons: 16
Coding region: 1-2031 (676 amino acids)
Biological process (GO): mRNA export from nucleus; regulation of DNA-templated transcription elongation; signal transduction
Cellular component (GO): THO complex part of transcription export complex
Molecular function (GO): protein binding
Source: RefSeq, a predicted model, not a curated record
AUGCCCAGGUGGCCCUGGGCGCUGGCAGUCCCUGCGCCCUGCCUGCCCGCAGCGUUAGUAAAGGGGAAAUGGGAGCGGCACAGGCAGCAGUGGCACAGGCAGCAGCGGCACAAGCAGCACUUUCCUGCCCUGUGUUCGGUGCCGGGGUUCCCAUAUGGCACCAGCCGGGAAACUGGUGGCGGUGCCAACCUAUAUGCCAGUGUGCCUGUAUCGAGGCACAACCUGCCGUCCCCCGGCAGCGUGGACCCCGUCCCUGCCACCUCCGAUGUGUGGGCCGGCAGCCCGUGUGUCUGGGCUGGCAGCUUGGCGUUUCCAGACACUGUGUGUGUGCAGAAUGGAGCUGAGUCCCUCUCUUCAGAUGAAAAAGAGGUGGUGGCCGGCAGUGCAGAGGGAGAGGGCUCAGCCGAGGAGCACCCAGCGGGAGAGGACAGUUCCGAAAACAGCUCCAGCAGUAGCUCAGAAGAGGAGUCAGAUGAAGAACAAGAGGAGAAGGAAACGCUACCGCACUGCAAUGAAUCAGGAGUGAACUGUCUGCCACCCUGCAAGCAUUGCAGAAAUGAAAACGACCAGAAGGAGCAACUGACCCCCAGGAGACUUUCUGGAGGACAACAUGUGGUGCAGCUGGACGCAGAGGGGACUUACCAGUGCAGCCUCACGGGCUUGAUUUUUGAGGUAACGGGGGCCGUCAAAAUCACAUAUUCCCUCUUAUCCUGGAGCAAAUAUGCCAACCUUGUGGAAAAGCCAUGGAUUGUGGGCGGCCCCCUCUUCGACGUGCGCUGCGACUCAGCCUCUGCUCUCACCUCCAUCCAGUUUCCCCACUCCCUCUGCCUCGGCGAUCAUGGCGCUGGCAUGGCCUUCAAGGUUUUGCACAUCAAAGGCGAGAGCGCAGCCAUCGAGCCCUCCGCCGACUACUCGGCCUCGCACGUGAAGUGGCUGGUGAGCUCUCUCUCGCCGGUGGGACCACUCAUCCAGAGCCAGGAGCCGGUGCAGUACCAUGGCGCUGUCAUCCUCUACAAAGUCGUUGACGAGCAUCCCUCCUUAUCCUUUCGGGUCUAUGUGGCUACAAACAACGACUCCUUUAUAAAGGAUAUCUCAAGAGCCGUAAAACAUUCAAAUAAGAAAUUCAUUAGAAUUGACAAGCCCCCUGUAUGCCAGAAAUUACUACAGAAAGGAAAGAGGUAUAGAUUAGUUUGUGAGCCAGAAGCUGAAAUAACUCCAGAGGAAAUUGAAUUUGUUGAUGGAUCUCUUUUGAAACUAAAAAGUUACAUUGAAGUCUAUUUGGAGAAACCCGACGACUUCACCUUGUCUUUGGUUGAGCUGGAGUCUGAUGCGACCGUAUGGAAAGCAAAACUAAGAGAGAGUGACUGGAUACAUUACGAUCAGAACAAAAACGAGCAGAAAAGAAGCGCAGUCAGUGUCAAAAAACGGAAACCAGCCAUCAGCAUUUUGGAAGAAGACGAGCUCCGUAGCAAAAAGCAGAAGACCGGCAAUACUGCAGAUGUAAUUGCAACAAAAAUCUUAACGGAUCAACAGCUGAUGGUGAUCGCAAAGUUGUUUGGUAGGCAGUGGAGAGAAAUUGCCAUUGAGUGUCUUCAGAUGGAAAUGAAAGACAUUGAGCAGAUUCAGGCAACGGAAGAAGAAGUUAAUAUGCAAAAAUUUCUGGUGCUAAGCAAGUGGAGAGACAGAGAGCAAAGCAACGGAACUGCAGAAGCUUUGUACAGAAGUCUCUGUGAAAAAGCGUCCUAUGAGAUACUGCAAGCCCUACAAGGGAAAGACAGGGAGAAAAGUCAUGCAGAAACUUUUGUCCCCUUAAGAAAAAUAUUGAACUGCCAAAAUCAUGAGGUAACCCCAACACUUGGGGAAGAGGAUGAGGACGGCAGCUGUCCCCUUGGCAUCUGGAAGAGCAGGGAGUCCCACCAGCCCCUCGGCAUCAAAGGGGGCUACUUGGGGGUCCCCAAAGUGAUGGGAGGGCAGAGCUUGGAGAAACCAAGCAAAGGGAGAGAGCUGAAGAACAAGGUGCUGAUGGGGUGA